Hibiscus syriacus is the source of this 4150-nucleotide messenger RNA. RefSeq names its product zinc finger protein BRUTUS-like. The record is from RefSeq and is a predicted model, not a curated record. Lineage: Eukaryota; Viridiplantae; Streptophyta; Magnoliopsida; Malvales; Malvaceae. Gene Ontology annotation, biological process: protein ubiquitination; ubiquitin-dependent protein catabolic process. Gene Ontology annotation, molecular function: zinc ion binding; ubiquitin protein ligase activity. Gene Ontology annotation, cellular component: nucleus.
AAAUAGGCAAAAUUACAAAAAAGAUAAAAGAGGAAAAAAAGGGGGGAAAAACACAUUCUUCUUUACUGCCACAAACACAAAGAAGAGAAAAACAGCUGUGAAAUGAAAUCUCCAAAUCGUUUGAACAGGCAAAGGAUUUAGGGAUUUUGGAAAUCUGAAUCGGAAAUCACGUCGAAGUUGCUUUCUCUAUAAUGUCGACUCCAUUUUCGAGCUUAGAAGCCGGUGGAGGAGGAGGCGUAGCGAUAAUGGCAGGUCCUUUGAAUCCAAUAGAUCCAUCCACACCGUCCAAAUCUUGCAUGAAGAAUUCGGCAUCUAAAUCUCCCAUUCUCAUCUUUCUAUUCUUCCACAAGGCCAUCAAGGCUGAGCUCGACGGCCUCCACCGAGCUGCCAUGGCUUUUGCCACCAACCACCACGACGCUGAUCUUACUUCUUUGUUGGAGAGAUAUCAUUUUCUUCGUGCUAUAUAUAAGCACCAUUGCCACGCCGAAGAUGAGGUUAUCUUUCCGGCUCUUGAUAAUCGUGUGAAGAAUGUGGCUCCAACAUAUUCACUUGAACAUGAGGGUGAAAGUGUACUGUUCGAUCAGUUGUUUGCAUUGCUGAAUUCAGAUAUGCAGAAUGAAGAAAGCUAUCGGCGAGAAUUAGCCUCUUGCACUGGAGCCCUUCAGACAUCAAUUACUCAGCAUAUGUCCAAGGAAGAGGAGCAGGUAUUCCCCUUGCUUAUUGAGAAGUUUACAUUCGAAGAGCAGGCAUCACUGGUAUGGCAAUUUCUUUGCAGCAUACCUGUUAAUAUGAUGGUGGAGUUUCUUCCAUGGCUUUCCUCUUCUAUAUCAUCUGACGAACACCGAGAUAUGCGUAAGUGCUUGAGCAAGAUAAUUCCAAGAGAGAAACUUCUUCAUCAGGUUAUUUUCACCUGGAUGGAAGGUGUUAAGACAACUGAGACAUGUAAAAAUUGCAAAGACGAGGCUCAAUGUGACGCUUCUGGGCCUGUUUUCUUACCAAGUCCAACUGAAAGUGGCCACUGUGCAUGUGAAUCUUCCAAAAGUUGUAAAAGAAAAUAUACGGAGCUAAGUUCUGGACUUGAGUAUUCUACUCUGUCCUGUCCUAUAGAUGAAAUUAUGCUUUGGCAUAAUGCUAUUAAGCGAGAACUGAAUGAUAUAGCUGAGUCUGCUAAGAAAAUACAACUUUCUGGUGAUUUUUCUGAUUUAUCUGGCUUCAACGAGAGGCUGCAGUUCAUUGCUGAAGUAUGCAUCUUUCACAGUAUUGCUGAGGAUAGAGUUAUAUUCCCUGCCGUAGAUGCAGAACUAUCUUUCACUCAGGAGCAUGCAGAAGAAGAAAUUCAGUUUAACAAUCUUAGGUGCCUUAUCGAGAAUAUUCAAAGUGUGGGAGCCGACUCAUCUUCUGCUGAAUUCUAUACAAAUUUAUGUUCACAGGCUGAUCAAAUAAUGGAUAGUAUACAAAAGCAUUUCCAUAGUGAAGAAGUACAGGUACUUCCACUUGCUCGGAAGCACUUCACCCCUCAAAGACAGAGAGAACUUCUUUAUCAGAGCUUAUGUGUGAUGCCCUUGAAAUUAAUUGAGUGUGUCUUGCCAUGGUUGGUGGGAUCGUUAAGUGAAGAAGAAGCUAGGUCUUUCCUUCAAAAUAUGUAUUUGGCAGCUCCACCAUCAAACUCUGCAUUGGUUACACUAUUUUCUGGUUGGGUGUGCAAAGGUCGUUCUGCAGAUGUUUGUCUGUCUUCCGGUUUAUUUGGUGGCUGUCCUGCAAGAAUACUUACUAGAGCCCAGAAGGAUAUUGACCAACCAUGCUGUGCAUGCACCUCUAUCUGUUCUACCGAGGAAAGGCCAAAUUGUGUUAAGGCAGAUGAUAAUAGAAGGCCAGUAAAGCGGGAAAUUUUUUUAUCUGAAGACUCGGAUUCUUUUCAGUUGACAGGAAUAAUAAAUAGCCAUAAAUUAUCUUGUAGUGAUCAAUCUUGUUGUGUCCCAGCUUUAGGAGUGAAUAGCAGUAAGCUGGGCAUGAGUUCUCUGGCUGCAGCAAAAUCUUUGCGGUCAUUAUCUUUUACUCCUUCUGCUCCCUCCCUCAACUCCAGUCUUUUUAACUGGGAAACAGAUAUUAGCUCUAGUGAUGUUGGAAGCUUACGACCAAUUGAUAACAUAUUCAAAUUUCAUAAAGCCAUCCGUAAAGAUUUGGAAUAUUUGGAUAUUGAAUCUGGAAAGCUUAAUGAUUGCAAUGAGACUUUCCUUAGGCAGUUCACUGGCAGAUUUCGCUUGUUGUGGGGUUUAUAUAGAGCUCACAGUAAUGCUGAAGAUGAUAUAGUAUUUCCAGCACUAGAAUCUAAGGAGACUCUUCAUAACGUUAGCCACUCUUAUACUCUGGAUCACAAACAGGAGGAGAGGCUUUUUGAAGAUAUUUCAUCUGCACUUUCUGAGCUUACGAAACUUUGUGAAUGCUUGAACAAUAGUGAUGUGCAUGAUAACAUGAAUGAAAUUAACUCUGAUUCUUCUGAGAAAAAUGAUACAAUGCAAAAGUACAUUGAAAAAUCCACAAAGCUUCAGGGCAUGUGUAAAUCCAUUAGAGUAACACUGGAUCAACAUGUGUUCCGAGAAGAACUUGAGCUUUGGCCGUUGUUUGAUAGACAUUUUUCUGUGGAGGAGCAGGACAAGAUUGUUGGCCGAAUUAUUGGUACUACAGGUGCAGAGGUGCUCCAGUCAAUGUUGCCAUGGGUAACUUCUGCCCUUUCUCAGGAGGAGCAGAAUAAAAUGAUGGACACAUGGAAACAGGCAACUAAGAACACAAUGUUCAGUGAGUGGCUUAAUGAAUGGUGGGAAGGAAAUGCAGCAUCUUCACCGACAUCAACAUCUGAGAGUUGCUUUUCUCUUGGCACCGAUGUACAUGAAAGUCUAGAUCAUAGUGAUCUCAAUUUUAAACCUGGAUGGAAGGAUAUAUUUCGUAUGAAUCAGAAUGAGCUUGAAGCUGAGAUCAGAAAAGUUUCUCGGGAUUCAACUCUUGAUCCAAGGAGAAAAGCGUAUCUUAUUCAAAAUCUUAUGACCAGUCGCUGGAUAGCUGCACAGCAGAAGUCUCCUCAAACUUCAGCAGUGGAAGGUUCAAAUGAGGAAGACAUACACGGAUGCUCUCCAUCUUUCAGAGAUCCAGAGAAACAGGAAUUUGGAUGUGAACAUUACAAAAGAAAUUGUAAACUCCGUGCUGCUUGCUGUGGAAAAUUAUAUACUUGUAGGUUUUGUCAUGAUAAAGUCGGUGACCAUUCAAUGGAUAGGAAGGCUACAACUGAAAUGAUGUGCAUGAGUUGCCUGAAAAUCCAGCCUGUUGGACCAGUUUGCAUGACACCUUCGUGUGGCCAGCUCUCAAUGGCAAAAUACUACUGCAGCAUCUGCAAAUUUUUUGAUGAUGAAAGGACUGUCUAUCAUUGCCCAUUCUGCAACUUAUGCCGUGUUGGAAAGGGACUUGGUGAUGAUUUCUUUCACUGUAUGGUGUGUAAUUGCUGUCUGUCCAAGAAGUUGGUGGACCACAAAUGUCGAGAAAAAGGUCUAGAAAUAAACUGUCCUAUCUGCUGUGAUUUUUUGUUCACAUCAAGUGAAAGCGUAAGAGCACUUCCAUGCGGUCAUUUCAUGCAUUCAGCAUGUUUUCAGGCAUAUGCAUGCAGUCACUACAUCUGCCCAAUUUGUAGCAAAUCAAUGGGAGAUAUGGCGGUUUACUUUGGCAUGCUCGAUGCCCUUUUGGCUUCCGAGCAGCUUCCAGAAGAAUACAGGAAUCGUUGUCAGGACAUACUGUGCAAUGACUGUGAUAAGAAGGGAACGGCAGCAUUUCACUGGAUGUAUCACAAGUGUGGUUAUUGUGGUUCAUACAAUACCAGGGUAAUCAAGGUUGAGUCAGCAAAUACCUUCUGCUCGACCUCAAAUGUUUGAGGGAUCUGAUCUCAUGUUAAUUUAGGUAUGUGUGUAAAUACCUCAAGAGUGCCCGCUUACGUACAAGGCUCGUAUAAAAUCAAAAUUAUUGCAGGAAUCAAAAUCCUUUUUUUCUUUCUUCGAUUUCAAUCCCUAUAGAUAGAAGAAAUUAGCCUUUUUUUUUUUCAAAGAUGUUAAUUGUUGUUGAAAGGCAGAGCAAGUUUCAAAGAUGUAUUCAGAACUUUUACCUUGUC